UUCCACCGCUCACAGCUCGGCAGGCAAGCAAAGUUCAGCGCAGCGAGCAGUCCGCACAGCAGCGGCCGCCCGCCCGCCCGCCACCCCUCAGCACAGCCGAAAGGGAGGAGGGGAGGGGGAAGCAGAGAGAGAGAAACAAAUUAACGCACAACAAACCCGAGGACGCUGCUGCCCUUUGGCCACUUUCCCAGCCGUUUGCAGAAGAUUGCCCAAGUUCGCCCCCACCCCCAGAAAAAUGCAACUUGACUUUUAAUGGGUAACGCAAGGUGAGCAGCAAGACACAUGCGGGCACAAAUAAUGCAGGCACCAGUGAGCGCCGCGCCAAAAAGCCAAGUAAAUAAUCUAGGAUUGGAAACAAACGAACACAGACCCCUGUCACCCGCGGGUAUGAGAAGUGGAGGAGCGCUUUGACAAUUGCAGCUGGAGAGAGCUGCAAGAGAGGGGCAAGUUUGGGACUUUGAGGUUUUGGCUGGAUUAUGGCACCUUCGCUGCGAAAACAGUCCCCCUCCAGGUACAAAGCCACGAUCGAGUCCCCGGCACAGUCAUGACAAGCCCGCUGCAAGAGUCUUGAUCUACAUUGGAUUGCUGUCAAAACCUCAUACUCCACACAUAUAAAACACACUGACUUGCUCCGGCGACUUCCAUCCAGGUUUGGAUGUUCUUGAGUGUUUCAACGUCAAGGCUUCCCCGUGUAAUGUUGGCAUAUUUAGUUUAAUUGAAAAAGGGGAGGGUAGGUAUUCACCACCCCCCCUUUUAAAAAAAAAACGCAAUUAAUUUCGACAUUUAUAUGCUGGCUUCGCACUUGGCGUUAAAACCACAACCGGUUUCUUUACUCGGGGGGGUGGGAAUGAACCUGUGGCGGCCGCGCUGUAAGAAAAAAGGACAAUAAAUCGAAAUGAAGGAAAAAUCCAAAAAUGCUGCCCGAACGAGACGGGAGAAGGAAAACAGUGAAUUUUACGAACUAGCCAAAUUGCUGCCGCUGCCGUCUGCAAUAACAUCACAGCUCGACAAAGCUUCCAUCAUAAGGCUGACAACCAGUUACUUGAAGAUGCGGGUGGUUUUCCCUCAAGGACUAGGGGAGGCCUGGGGCCAGCCCAGCCGCACUGGCCAUUUGGAUAAUGUCGGCCGAGAAUUGGGAUCUCAUCUGCUACAGACGCUGGAUGGUUUCAUCUUCGUGGUUGCUCCAGAUGGGAAGAUCAUGUACAUUUCCGAAACGGCGUCAGUUCAUCUGGGGCUGUCACAGGUAGAGUUGACCGGGAACAGCAUUUAUGAGUAUAUUCACCCAGCUGAUCACGAUGAGAUGACUGCAGUUCUAACAGCCCACCAGCCCUACCACUCUCACCUCGUUCAAGAAUAUGAGAUUGAACGUUCGUUUUUCCUGAGGAUGAAAUGUGUCCUAGCAAAGAGAAAUGCCGGCUUGACGUGCGGUGGUUACAAGGUCAUCCAUUGUAGUGGCUAUUUAAAGAUACGCCAAUACAGUCUGGACAUGUCGCCUUUCGAUGGAUGUUAUCAAAAUGUUGGAUUGGUCGCAGUUGGCCAUUCACUGCCUCCCAGCGCUGUGACAGAGAUUAAACUGCACAGCAACAUGUUCAUGUUUCGAGCCAGCCUUGACAUGAAACUUAUAUUCCUUGAUUCCAGGGUAGCUGAGCUGACCGGGUAUGAACCUCAGGAUUUAAUAGAAAAAACUCUCUACCAUCAUGUACAUGGGUGUGACACGUUUCAUUUGCGCUGUGCCCAUCAUUUGUUGCUUGUUAAAGGACAGGUAACAACAAAGUAUUAUCGGUUCCUUGCAAAGCAUGGUGGCUGGGUUUGGGUACAAAGCUACGCAACUAUUGUCCACAACAGCAGAUCGUCAAGGCCACACUGCAUCGUCAGCGUCAACUAUGUCCUCACGGAUGCAGAAUACAAGGGGCUGCAACUUUCGCUGGACCAAGUAACAGCAACAAAGCCACCGUUUCCAUACUCAAACUCAACCCCGACCAUCACUGACUCCAGAAAGGCAGCCAAAUCUCGCCUGGGCCGAACAAAAUCCAAACUAAGAGCAUCACCAUAUCCACAGUACUCUGGAUUCCACACAGAGAGAUCCGAGUCGGACCACGAGAGCCAGUGGGGUGGAAGUCCACUGACGGACAAUGCCUCCCCCCAGUUGCUGGACCAUACAGAAGGACAACAGCCUCAAGCCCAGCACAAUAUCAUAUCCUGCGCCUACGGACAGUUCUCGGACAGAAACUCUCUGUGCUACGGCUUUGCACUGGAGCACUCCAGGUCGGUGGAGGAGAGGCAAACGCAUAUACACGCGUCUCCCUGUGAGGGCGGGCGGUGCGAGGCCGGCAGAUACUUCCUCGGAGGCUCGCAGUCAGCGAGGGAGAACUGGUGGAGCUCGUCCCGUAUGACACUGGCCCUGGCAAAAUCAUCUCCGGAGAACAGAGACGGAUAUGAAAGCAGCAUGCCACACAUCGCCUCUAUCCCCACUAUUCACGGAAGAGGACACUGGGACGAGGAAAGCGUGGUCAGUUCGCCGGACCCCUGCUCUGCCAGUGAGUCGGGCGAUAGAUACCACAACGAGAGGUACCAGAGCAGCCCGCACGAGCCCAGCAAGAUUGAGACUCUAAUCCGAGCCACGCAGCAGAUGAUCAAAGAAGAGGAGAGCCGGCUGCAGAUGCGCAAGGCUGCCUCCGAGCAAUUGCAGACUAUGAACGGCAUGGGCAAGGUUCACGCCGCCUGCUUCAACGUGAGCUACCAGCAGCAGCAGAUGACCGGUGUGGUGUGUCGUGCCCCACUGGCGACCAACACAUCCCCCUGCGAUCACCUCCAACAGAGGGAAGGAAAGAUCAUGAGUUCUCACGAGAGUGAGUACCACGGCAGCCCAGUCUCACUGUCCAGAAUCAGCAGCCCCCAUACUGAGCGGAUCUCCAAGGGCAAUGUUGCCUUGGGUAAGGACUACCUGGCUUCUGACCUGUCCCCUCAUCAAACAGGGGGCAACUGCGCAUCCUCCCCAAACUAUUACUCCACCCACCACCAGCAGUACUUUGAUAAGCAUGCGUAUGCGCUGACUGGCUAUGCCUUUGAACACCUGUAUGACACCGAAGCCAUUAAAAACUACUCUCUGGGCUGCAAUGGCAGUCACUUUGACGUGGCCUCUCACUUCCGAAUGCAACAGGACCCGACCCACACGCACAAGGGCACUUCAGUUAUAAUCACCAACGGAAGCUGAUGUCUCACUGAGGACAGAGGUUACGGUGGAACGUCGCCGGCAGAGAUAAAGCAGCGAUUUGAACUUGAAGCAAGCAUUGAAGCUGCAUUUGUACUCCCAGUGCUAGCAUGCGUAUAGAAGCACUAAGCUGGGUUUACUGAUCCACUCUGUUUGGGAUCUGGUUCAUACAUACUGCUACUCCAGAUGCACUGCAGAGCAGUCAAGAUUAAUCACUGUAAAGGGUGAGGGAACUGGGUGUAAUUUGGGAUCGCCUUCCCCUCUGCUUGUCUUAGCAAAAUCCUAACUGUGUUCUUUGCCAAGCAGUUUACAAUUCUUUGUUUUCAGGCAGAGUACAAAGGAAUUCUAUCCCUGCUCCAGCCCUGGGCCCAGGGUUCAGUCUGUGCUAAGUAAAUGGUUAAAUGCGAACCAGGGUAUCAUUUUUGUUUUGUCUUCAUUUCACGACAUUUAAUGAACAGUUUUUCAAAAAUGUCAAAGAAAACUGAGAAACCUGGCAGUGAAGUUAGAAACAAGUUAACAACUUCGAUGGUGCAUGAGUAACUCCUUAACUUAGCAAAGUGAUGGUUGUAGUAAACUGAUGGAAUAGGUGUUACAUUCGGAGAAAUAGCCCACAGAUAAUAUGAUAAUGGAUAGCAGGCUGCUAGCUGGUACCAUGAUAGAAAAUUGUCCUUAAGAACAACAGGAAAUAAAGUAUAGUCUACCCCACUAUACACCACCUCUGAAUUUCAGUUCCAUUGAGAAAAGUCUGAAGAAGGGUCUCCACCCAUUCCUUCUCUCCAGAGAAGCUUGCCUGUCCUGCUGUGUUACUCCAGCUUUUUGUGUCUGUCUUCAGUUCCAUUGGGUUGAAUUGAAAUGAGGAACCAGAGCACGUUGCAGCACAGCGGUAGAGCUGCUGCCUCACAGCGCCAGAGACCCGGGUUCGAUCCUGACUAUGGGCGCUGUCGGUGCGGAGUUUGUAUGUUCUCCCUGUGGCCAACGUGGGUUUUCUCCGGGAGCCCUGGUUUCCUCUCGCACUCCAAAGACGUGCAUGUUUGUCGGUUAAUUGGCUUCGGUAAAUUGCCCCUAGUGUGUAGGAUGCAAGAGUGGGAUAACAUAGAAUAACUAGUGUACGGGUGAUGGAUGGUCGGUGAGAGCUUGUGCCAAGGCGUUUCCACGCUGUGUCUCAAAAAACAGUUGUUACUCCACAUGCACAUAUAGCACCAGUAACAAGAGAUAAAUUUCACUGGUAUCAAUGUGGCAACUGAUAUGUCACUUAUGACCGAACUAUUGAAUUUAAAUUUACUGGAAUAUGUUGUACUAGCAACGCGGUGCCCAAACAAAUAAGAGUUCACAUGGAUUUGCGAAAAUGUCCGUGCAUAAAAGAUGGCAGCUGAAACCCUAAAAUUAAAGCUCAUAUUAACAGCGCAGUCUGUUGGCUGUUUGGGGCUGAAAUUAAUAUCGAGGCUCUGAUCACAUUUCAGCUGUUUCAAAAUGUUUAUUUAUGAGGCAACAUACUUCCCGUUCGCAAUUAGAGAAACAAACGCAGCGAAGUAACGGAGCAAAUCAAAACGAAGUCCAAGACAUGUGGCGCACAGCAGACUUUUAUGAGGCAUUUGACAUGUUUUACAAGACAGUUGCUUUCUUUAGCUGGGCUCCCCUCACAUAAAAUGUAACCGUUCCCUCAGUCAGAGGAGGAAGCUUCAGAACAACGUGUAAAAACAGAUUACACGUGUUUUUAAAGGUUUUUUUUGUUGAUGUUGGAGGUUCUUGAGAUACUGAAACCACCUGCACCAACACGUCUACUUUCCGCUCCUAUUACAAGUGCCUGUCCACAUGUAUCUACUUCCCACAGGUAUACAUUCCUACAAUCCCAAAUAUGCACUUGCAAAAUUCAACUUCAAAAGGAAUUUCAUCUCUGCUAAAGUGAAGAGUUACUCCUAGACUUAAUCUUCUGCCAGAUUUUCUGAUGCACACACUCUGCUGUGUGUAAGAAAUCCAGUUUGAGACAUUUUACAAAUUAGUUUGGUUCAGUUUUGUUUAUUGUCACGUGUACUGAGGUACAGUGAAAAGCUUUUGUUGCGUGCUGACCAGGCAGCGGAAAGACAAUAGAUAAUUACAAUCGAGCCAUUUACAGCGUAUAGAUACAUGAUAAAGGGGUCAUAGUUAAAGAAAGAAAUGGUGUUGAAGGAGCAAAGAUUUAACAAUGUGGAGCGAUUGUAAUAUGUGAUUGUAGGUCUGCUUCUGUGGCGAGCACGCAGAUAGUCGCCUGGGUUGGGGGCCAUCUUGGAAACAUCAAUUAUUAUUUGCCCCCCAUUAAGGAAUUGUGGUGAAUUGCUAAAACCCCCUCUGUAAGAACAUUUGACCAGGAAGCCAAGGUUGUCUGUAUUGGCAGGGAAUGGAGCUUAUUAAUUGUUGCUUGGGAAUUAUACGCUCCAACUUCAGAACUGUUCACUCAGUUUGACAUGCCAGGAAGCCAGAAUGUAUUGAAAAGGAUGUAAAGACCAACUGGCUUAAAGAAAUGUAUUUUGUCAGCCAGAAUGCUUCGUACCGAAUUUUGAUCCUCAAGGAAAACUGAUGAAGCCAUUUACGCUCAAAGUUCAGAGGAGUAUUUGGGAGAAUUUUAAUUAUAACAGCAGCACUCCCUCUUACUGCUUGCUGGAAGGGUGGGGGCACGGAGGCACAGUGGCAGAGUUGCUGCCUUACAGCGCCAGAGACUAUGGGUGCUUGUCUGUAUGGAGUUUGUACGUUCUUCCCAUGACCCGUGGGUUUUCCCUGGGAUUUCCAGUUUCCUCCCACACUCCGAAGACAUACAGGUUUGCAGGUUAAUUGGCUUAGGUAAAAAUUGUAAAUUGCCCCUAGUGUGUAGCGUGUGGUAGUGUAACGGGGAUUGCUGGUCGGCGCGGACUCGGAGGGCCAAACGACCUGUUUCCGCACUGUAUCUCUAAA
This is a messenger RNA of Leucoraja erinaceus (little skate), 6136 nucleotides long. It is a transcript of the gene sim1a, whose product is annotated as SIM bHLH transcription factor 1a. Bases 896 to 3214 code for a protein of 772 amino acids. Gene Ontology annotation, biological process: regulation of transcription by RNA polymerase II. Lineage: Eukaryota; Metazoa; Chordata; Chondrichthyes; Rajiformes; Rajidae. The record is from RefSeq and is a predicted model, not a curated record. Gene Ontology annotation, molecular function: RNA polymerase II transcription regulatory region sequence-specific DNA binding; DNA-binding transcription factor activity, RNA polymerase II-specific; protein dimerization activity. The transcript has 12 exons.